Molecule: messenger RNA, 177 nt
Organism: Eptesicus fuscus (big brown bat)
Lineage: Eukaryota; Metazoa; Chordata; Mammalia; Chiroptera; Vespertilionidae
Product: DNA-directed RNA polymerases I, II, and III subunit RPABC4-like
Exons: 1
Coding region: 1-177 (58 amino acids)
Biological process (GO): DNA-templated transcription
Cellular component (GO): RNA polymerase III complex; RNA polymerase I complex; RNA polymerase II, core complex
Molecular function (GO): DNA binding; zinc ion binding; DNA-directed RNA polymerase activity
Source: RefSeq, a predicted model, not a curated record
AUGGACACCCAGAAUGAUACCCAACCCCCAAAGCAGCAGCCAAUGAUAUAUCUCUCUGUGGAGAAUGUCAUGCAGAAAAGUGAAAUAAAAUCCAGGGAUCCAAUCAGAUGCAGAGAAUGUAGAUACAGAAUAAUGUACAAGAAAAGGACUAAAAGACUCGUGCUUUCUGAUGCUUGA